This is a messenger RNA of Malassezia vespertilionis, 2430 nucleotides long. RefSeq names its product Vacuolar protein sorting-associated protein 53 (gene VPS53). NCBI's taxonomy places the organism in Eukaryota, Fungi, Basidiomycota, Malasseziomycetes, Malasseziales, Malasseziaceae. The coding region runs from base 1 to 2430 and encodes 809 amino acids. The record is from RefSeq and is a predicted model, not a curated record. The transcript has a single exon. Gene Ontology annotation, biological process: retrograde transport, endosome to Golgi. Gene Ontology annotation, cellular component: GARP complex.
AUGGCCAACCCGCGAGGUGGCAUGGCGGCAGAAGUAAAUGCAUUGCUCACGCCAGAAGGCCCGACACUGCAGGUUGCUGAUGUAGAGGGCGCUCUGGAGAAAGUGUACACGCUCUUUGCCGAGAACCGUGCCGAAGCGGAGUCGUUACGUGCCAAGCUGCACGCAAACGGCUCCGCGCUGCUCGUCAGCGAGCGCAACACAACGAUGCAGCAGUUGUUUGCGUCGUUGGAGACGCUCGAACAGCAUACUGUACGCGCGGAAUCGAGUGUUGGUGAAGUCACAGCCGAUAUCCGGUGGCUCGAUAUGGCGAAACGCAACGUGAGCCUGAGUAUUGUGACCCUGAAACGACUCCAGAUGCUGGUUAGCUCCACCUUCCACUUGGAGCAGCUGUGUACCGGGAAGCAGUACCGUGAGGCUGCGUCCACAUUAGAGGCAGUGCAGGCGCUACUUGCGUUCUUUGAGCCGCACGCGGAUGUGGAAUAUGUGGUACAGCAACGGCGCAAAGUCCAGCAGUUGCGCGAGCAGCUGAAUACAAUGGUGAUGCACGAGUACGAGCAGAACUUCCAGCAAUCGCACGCUCGAUUUUUCGCGAGCGAGACCGUGCUGCCGGACGCGGCGCUCGCUGUCGAAGCGCUGGGGCCAAAAGUACGCGACACAGUGAUCCAUUGGUACUGUACGCGACAAUUGCGCGAGUAUCGGCGCGUCUUCCGCGCUGUGGACGAGGCAGGACAGCUCGAUAAUGUCCCGCGCCGCUAUGCGUGGUUUAAGCGUAUCCUCCGCACCCACGCUGACGAGCACGCCGCCGCGUUUUUGCCCGCUUGGCACGUCGACCAGCAGCUCCUUGUACUUUUUUCUGAGAUUACACGCGGCGAUUUGAAGAGCGUACUUGUGCGCCAUCAGGCAAAUCUGGAUGCGGAUAUGCUGCUCAGCGGGCUGAACGCGACAAACGAGUUUGAGACGCAAAUGGCGCGGCAGUACGGCAAGCCGUUUGCAGAGAUUUUAGCGUCGCAAGGCGGUGAGCCACAUCGAGUGGGCACGAGUAUCACUGCGGUAUUCAGUCCUUACAUGAAUGUGUUUGUCGAGGUGCAGGAGCGCCGCCUCGCAGAAUUGAUCGGCCAGUUCGCACAGCCAGGCACACCGACAGGCGAAGCAAGCGCUGGCAGCUUUGCUGCCCAAGUCGCGAACCACGCCGAGGAGCCCAUGAAAGUGCUGCUCUCCUCCACAGAGCUCUUUUGGUUCUACCGCCAAACACUGGAGCGGUGUGCACAGCUUGGCGAGCACGCGCCGCUGCGUGGGCUUGCAGAGCUGUACGCGAAAUGGCUCAAACGCUACACGGCCAGUGUGCUCCAACCAACCUUGCGCUUGCCUGCAAGAGACGCAGACGUACCUGCAUUGUGCACCAUACUUAACACGGCAGAUUAUUGCGCCAUGACCUGCACGCAGCUCGAGCAGAAACUCACGGAAAAAAUGCGCGCGCAGGACGCGAGCACUGCCCCUUUUUCGCUCGAGUCCGAGCGCGAUGGGUUUUUUGCCGUGGUGGCGGGCACGCUCCAGUAUUUGACGCGCGUAUUAUACCAAAGCACAGAACCUGCAUUUCACAGCCUCGUGCGGCCAGAAACACCGUGGGGCCAGCACGUCGCCGUCGUGGAUAAAUCGCCCUGGGUCGACACGCUCGCAAGCGCUUUGGAAAGCAUUGCGGUGCUCGUGCGCCAGGAAGUAGAAAACAAACGCUACGUGCGCAGCUGGUGCGACAAGGCGGUCGGCGUCGUUAUUACGCGCUUCACACAGGCCGUGCUGCGCAUCCGUCCAAUUCGACAAUGUACGGCCGAGCAGCUCUGCGUGGAUUUGCACCAUGUAAAGGGUUUGCUGCUCGAGCUGCCGCAUUUUUCCGCGACGGAUUUCGGUGGGCGGUCGCAGAGUAAUGCGGCGAUGCAGACACACUAUGAGCGAUACGUGGACAAGGGCAUUGCGCGGAUUGAGCCGCUCUUGCAGGUACUUGCGAGUGCGAAAGACGAGUCGCCGUCGCUCGAAGACGUAGUCAAUGCUUACCGCUCUCACAUCCACGACCAGUCCUUGCCUAACUUCCAAAAGCUACUCGACUUGAAAGGAAUACGCCGUUUGGACCAAGCCCCACUGGUGGAAGAAUUUUUAGCGGCGAUCGAUCGAGAAGCCACGCCGCUGCCGACUACGUCCAUGCUCUCGUCUUUGCAGAUGGACCCGAAUGCGGAAGUGUAUGCACCACCGGAGAUUGCGAGCGAUAAAAGGGGCACGAAUGAUACCCAGCAGGGCGAUAGCGAAGGAUCUGCAUUCGUAACAGCGCCGAGGCCAACUACGCCGAACAAUUUGUCCGCAGCAUCGCGUGCGUUGCCGGACUGGAAACGGUUUGGCAGCAUGUUUGGUGCGGCACUAGGCCGGGAAUGGCGCCCAUAG